AAUAUAAUUAUGGUCAUGUCUCUAUUGUAUGCAAAUAUGUAUCAUUUUUACAUAGGAAACGAUGACGAUGAUGAAAGAAGAGGUGCAGCAAAAUCAAAAUCAUUUCAACUGCUUAAUGAAUUGAGUGAUCUCCUGAUGCUACCAAAGGACAUGCUUCUUGAAAAAUCUAUCAGGAAAGAGGUCUGCCCCUCAAUUGGCCUUCAGUUAGUGACAAGAAUCCUGUGCAACUUCACACCUGAUGAGUUCUGUCCUGAUCCUGUUCCAAGCACAGUCUUAGAGGAGCUGAAUUCAGAGAGCUUGCUGGAGCGAUGCACCAACAAAGAUGUGCUCAGCACAUUUCCAUGCAUUGCUGCUCCUGUUGUGUACCGGGCACCUUCGACAUCAGAUGCGGCAGAGAGAGUGGCAGACAUAGGAGGCGGCACAAAGCUUGAUAGGAAAGCCUCAAUGGUGCAGAGGAGAGGGUACACCAGCGACGACGACCUGGAUGACCUGGACUCCCCCCUUGCAUCCCUAAUUGACAGGAGUGCUCCACCUUCACCAUCAAAUGGUAUUGCGCAUUUCAGUGCUCAGAGAGGAGCUUCCAUGGAGGACGUAAGAUACACGCUCCUAAGAGAAGUAUGGUCGGAGCGGCGGUGAUCAACGCAUCUGUAAAACCUAAAAUCUCUUCGACAGCUGCCGUAU
This is a messenger RNA of Panicum virgatum (switchgrass), 681 nucleotides long. RefSeq lists its product as uncharacterized. The transcript has 3 exons. The record is from RefSeq and is a predicted model, not a curated record. Gene Ontology annotation, cellular component: nuclear pore. NCBI's taxonomy places the organism in Eukaryota, Viridiplantae, Streptophyta, Magnoliopsida, Poales, Poaceae. Bases 10 to 636 code for a protein of 208 amino acids.